Molecule: messenger RNA, 1199 nt
Organism: Eurytemora carolleeae
Lineage: Eukaryota; Metazoa; Arthropoda; Copepoda; Calanoida; Temoridae
Product: SPRY domain-containing protein 7
Exons: 6
Coding region: 85-684 (199 amino acids)
Molecular function (GO): protein binding
Source: RefSeq, a predicted model, not a curated record
AGAUUUCUAAACAAGAAAUAUGUAGGAGGCUAAAUAGUUGAGUUCUUUAGUUGAGGACAGCUGGGUUAAGAUCUGUAUUUGAGAAUGUUUGGUCAGUGUAUAAACCUAGUAUCUGGGUGUCUGUACGGGGAGGGAGAUUGGACUGUGUCUCCGGAUAUACCUGCUUCCCAACCUAUACCAGAUGUUAUCCUGGAUACUACUACUAUGGGCCAGGAAGCUGUAGUAGUGAAGAACGGGAUGAGAUUAUGUGGUACUGGAGCUGCUAGAGGUAGCUCUCCUAUACUACAGGAUAAAGCAUACUGGGAGGUCAAGAUACAACAAGGAGGGGUAUGGAGUGUAGGGAUUGCUACUCCUUCAGCGGAUUUAAAUAAAGAUCUUGGGUUGGAUCACUGCUCCUGGGCUAUUACAGAUUCAGGUCUUGUUCGUACAAAAGGUCAACAGGAGUAUAAGAUAAGUCCUGGAGCAGAGGAAGGAGAUAUCCUAGGGUUCUCCUACGAUCAUGUUGAGCUCAAUAUAUACUGUAAUGGUAGAAACCUGGAUACUCCAGUCCUAGGGAUCAAAGGAACCGUUUUCCCGGUCUUCUAUGUUGAUGAAGGUGCUAUACUAGACGCAGUGUUUGAACAGUUUAGCUAUCCACCUCCGACUGGAUUCGAACGAAUCAUGAUUGAAAAGUCUGUUCUCUAAACUAGAGUCGACCUAUAGUACAAUGAUCUGCCAAUACCAGCAUGAUAAGAUUUAGAUAUAUAUUUUCUGAAGAUAUCACUUCCUUCAGUCCUCCAACCCCCUCCGCAAGUUUUUAUGGUGAUGGUGCAAUUUUAGAAAAUAUAUUGUUCACUUGUAACUAUUGAUCUAAAGCUCAGAUCGCAUUUAGUGCUUAGUUUUAAUAUUGCAUCAGUGUUAGUAAGUUGACAAGUGCACAUGCUGUAUUUAUCUAUUGAUCCCAAACUUCCUCUUAAAAAAAUUGUACAGUCCAAUUACCAAUACAAAAAUAUGAAAUUUGGGCUAACUAUGUGAACUCCUUGUUUGUAAAUGUAUAAUCCAGCUCGGAACUUAAUGUUUUCCAAGUUUGUAAACCGUAAACCUUGUGAUGUGAACUAUAAAACCUUUAUGUGAUAAUUUUAUAUUAUUUUUUAUUUGAUGGGUCGUUUCUUUUUUUUAAAUUCCGAUUUUUUCAGUAAAAAUAGAAGAGUGUGGGGUGG